This is a messenger RNA of Brassica napus (rape), 743 nucleotides long. Its product is annotated as disease resistance protein TAO1-like. Bases 69 to 743 code for a protein of 224 amino acids. The transcript has 2 exons. NCBI's taxonomy places the organism in Eukaryota, Viridiplantae, Streptophyta, Magnoliopsida, Brassicales, Brassicaceae. The record is from RefSeq and is a predicted model, not a curated record. Gene Ontology annotation, biological process: signal transduction.
UGGAGUCAACUCUUUGAUAAUCUCUCUGGCACACAAAGCUCUGUGAUAUUCAUCCUCCCCUAAUUCCUAUGGAUUCUUCACGUUCUCUAAUUUGUAGCUGGGUAGCUGCAAUCAGUUUCCUCACGAUUUUGGCUACGUUGUUGUUUAUGGUUUACAAAAAAAUCAGAUGUGUAACUGCUUCUUCUUCACCUCCCAAUUGGAAACACCAUGUAUACCAAAGCUACUGCGAACCGAGUCUAGACUUACUUGAGAUGGAACCGAGUCUAGACUCAGAUGAAGGGAACAUGGACAACUGUGAAUCAGAGCAGAGGCUGGAAGCGUUUAUUUCACGGUUUAACUCGGAACUUGGGAAACAGAGGCAAGAGCAUAUCAUCACAAACGAAGAUUUAAAGGAAAAAAUAUAUACAAGUGAAAGAGCUUCCCAAGGAUCAUCUAGUGGAGGACUACCCGCGGUCUACAUUUAUUGCGCAAAUACAUUACAGUACUCCUUCGCUAGCCACCUCUCCAUGGAUUUCCACAGAAAGUGCAUUUAUGCAUCUGCAAAUAGCAAUGUGAUGGAGGGAGCUAGCGCUUCUGUGGUGGUUUUAUCGAAGAACUACUUGUCCUCCCCCUCAUGCCUGGAUAAGCUCGUGAGGGUUCUUCAGUGCAGGAGGAAAAGCGGCCAGCUGGUGGUUCCAGUGUUCUAUGACAUCAGUCCAUCUAAUGUGGAGGUGCAGAGCAAGAUCGAUGAGAAGAUUGAUUAG